This is a messenger RNA of Parastagonospora nodorum SN15, 456 nucleotides long. RefSeq lists its product as hypothetical. The coding region runs from base 1 to 456 and encodes 151 amino acids. The record is from RefSeq and is a predicted model, not a curated record. Lineage: Eukaryota; Fungi; Ascomycota; Dothideomycetes; Pleosporales; Phaeosphaeriaceae. The transcript has a single exon.
AUGCAUCGCCUGGUAAUCGGAAAAGUCCAGGUGCUUGGGGUAUUAGCAACAAGCUCCAUAAAAAUCUAUCACGAGUUGACUGCAAUCCAGGUCACUGACGUUGAGGGCCGGAUUGUUCCCAACGAACAUAUCCACAAGAUCAGCACGGACGUCAUGCUCACGAAGCUCGUUCGUAGUAUCAGCGUAUCUCCUCCGCAAGUCGAAUUCCUCUUGGCUCGACUUGCAGACGUCACGCACAAGAACCGCCCUGGAUAUGCAUGCGCCUGGUGCUUCUAUUAUGAGUUGGACAAGACGGCCGCGGUUGUGUGGGUCUCCAUGGUCAUGCUGGUCGCUCUGACCGUCGGUCUGGGUGUCGGGUUCGGCACCGGGGAUGGGAAGUUGGGACUUGGUGUUGGAACAGGUCUGCUCGCGGCGUACAUGCCAAUCCAUGGUGCCCUUCUCUUCAGGUUUAGCUAG